Messenger RNA from Dracunculus medinensis (Guinea worm), 1242 nucleotides. Lineage: Eukaryota; Metazoa; Nematoda; Chromadorea; Rhabditida; Dracunculidae. The record is from the annotation of a GenBank genome assembly.
AUGUUUUGGGUGAUUUUACUGAUUAUUUGGUCGAUUUUUUUAUGGGACUUAUAUCUCGCAUUUCGACAGUAUGAUUUGCAUAAGAAAACAAAAACUCGUCCCAAAUAUCUGGAAGAAAUCAUAUCUGAAGAGGAUUUUCACAAAGCACGUUUAUAUAAAAUUGAUAAAUUUCAUACCAUUUUUUAUAAAGAAUUUCUAGAUAUCAAUCAUCUAAUUUUGAUUCAGAUUCUGCAGUCGCUUACUUUCAUGGUGAUGGUAGGAAUUAUUGAGAGUAUUUUAUCGCUUCCAUGGCAAGCAUUUGAGACGUUUAUCGUUGAGGAAAAACAUGGUUUCAAUAAUCAGACGUUCAGUUUUUUUAUAAAAGAUCGUAUAAAGAAAACGAUUGUAUCAUUGUUGAUAAUGGCGCCUAUUAUUUGUAGUAUAAUUUAUAUAAUUCAGAACGGUGGUCCAUAUUUUUUUGUAUACGCAUGGAUCUUUAUUUCGAUCAUGACAUUUCUGCUAAUGACUGUUUAUCCUGAAUUUAUUGCACCAUUAUUUGACAAAUAUAUCCCUAUGCCUGAAAGUGAAUUGAAAGAGAGAAUCGAAGCAAUGGCUUCAUCUGUUCAGUUCCCACUGAAAAAACUUUUUGUAGUUGAAGGAUCCAAACGUUCGGCUCAUAGUAAUGCUUAUUUAUAUGGAUUCUGGAAACACAAACGCAUCGUUCUUUUCGACACUUUGCUUAGUAAAGAAAUGUAUGCAAAAGUAAAAGAAGCUUGUGGUGAAACAGUCGGCGAUUUGGAGCGCAAAGCAGGAAUGAAAGAUUCUGAGAUCUUAGCUGUACUAGGCCAUGAAAUUGGGCAUUGGGCUUUAUCUCAUACUUUUAUUCAUCUAUUAAUAGCUGAAAUUAAUUUGUUGCUUGUUUUUUUUGUUUUUUCGUUCUGCUAUCAAGAAUCAUCAUUAUACCUUGCGUUUGGUUUCAUCGAUAAACCAACUUUAAUUGGUCUAAUAAUUAUUUUCCAGUAUAUAAUGGCUCCAUACAAUGAACUUUUCACAUUUAUAAUUACUAUAAUAUCGCGACGAUUCGAAUUUGCUGCUGAUCAGCACUCGGCCAAAAUGGGUUAUGUAAAUGAACUCUGCUCUGCGCUUAUAAAACUUGGUAAAGAUAAUUUAAACUUACCCAUUGAUGACCCAUUGUAUUCAUUGUUCAAUCAUUCUCAUCCACCAAUACCCGAGCGCAUCUCUGCAUUAAAAAAAGAGCUUUAA